This is a messenger RNA of Pseudophryne corroboree (corroboree frog), 1607 nucleotides long. It is a transcript of the gene UBE2D1, whose product is annotated as ubiquitin conjugating enzyme E2 D1. Bases 290 to 733 code for a protein of 147 amino acids. The record is from RefSeq and is a predicted model, not a curated record. Gene Ontology annotation, molecular function: ubiquitin conjugating enzyme activity. The transcript is spliced from 7 exons. Gene Ontology annotation, cellular component: nucleus. Lineage: Eukaryota; Metazoa; Chordata; Amphibia; Anura; Myobatrachidae. Gene Ontology annotation, biological process: protein K48-linked ubiquitination.
CAAUCUCCGCCAUUCUCCCUGGUGACGUCACCGUCUAUAAGCGGACAGGGAAGGAAACGCUGCUGUGGGAGCUCCGCCUAUAGUGAGUCGGUUGUGUCUACCAUAGUGAGUCAGGCCACGGGCCGCCAGUGAUCGCAGUAGUAGUAGUAGUAGUAGUAGCAGCAGCAUCAGCAGCAGCAGCAGCACAGGAUCCGCCACAGCGACAGCCGCCCGUGCCGCGUCCCAUCUGCUCACAGAACCGCCACAGGGACCGGAAUCCGCUGACCCGCCACCUCACCCAGCCGGCUCCAUGGCGCUGAAGCGAAUACAGAAAGAGUUGACUGAUUUGCAACGUGAUCCUCCUGCUCAAUGCUCCGCUGGACCAGUGGGUGAUGACAUGUUUCAUUGGCAAGCAACCAUUAUGGGACCUCCUGACAGUCCUUAUCAAGGAGGGGUCUUCUUUCUCACAAUCCAGUUUCCAACAGACUAUCCUUUCAAACCACCAAAGGUUGCAUUCACAACAAAAAUAUAUCAUCCAAAUAUAAACAGCAAUGGAAGUAUUUGUCUUGAUAUUCUGCGGUCACAGUGGUCUCCAGCACUAACUGUCUCUAAAGUUUUGUUGUCCAUAUGCUCCUUACUUUGUGAUCCAAACCCAGAUGAUCCUUUAGUACCAGACAUUGCACAGACCUACAAGACAGACAAGGAAAAAUAUAACAGAAUAGCAAGAGAAUGGACUCAGAAAUAUGCAAUGUAAACUCGUGAAACUAUGAUUUCGUAUAAUCCAGUGUACUGUAAAUUCUAGGUUUUUCAAAAUUAGAAGAAACCGGACACAGUUUACUGUUAGAGACCGUGAAAGACCCUUUUGAUUUUUUUUGAUUUUUUUUUUUUGUACACCUAAAUACUUCUCCAGAGAAAAACAAAUUCCAAAAAAAGAUAAAAGUAUAAUUUAAGUUUGUGUACUUUGCAAAAGACAUUUGAUGCUGUUUUUAAGACACCUGGAUCGCUGCAUGCUACUGUCAUACGAAAUCCUAAUGCAGAAUUAAAAGCAACUCGACAGACUAGAAUUUUUUUUUUAAUUAACUUGAUCAAUACUUCAUAUGUAACAGUUUGUUUUUGUUUUGUAAAUCUGUGUUCAGAUUUCACUGUUAGAGCACUAUUUAAUUUGUAUUUUUUACUGUAUAGUCUAAAUAUAUCUUAUUUAACUUUGUAAGUAAACUCCAUUUUUAGAUUGAUUUUUUUUUUUCUUUUAUGCACAGUAUUGUCAAGGAAAAACGACUAGUCCUAAAGAAAAAAAUGAGCCGUUUAGCACCUCUAUCUUAGAAUCAAUGAUUGCAGAUUUCUUAAAAACAAAUGAUCUUUGCACUGUAAUUCUUAAUAUGCUAAUGGUAGGAAAACAGUUGUUUUGUUUUAUUCUGUUGCAUACUUGACCAGUUUAUUGCAAUGUGAAAGAAUUGCACUGCUAAGAAGAAAAACAUGUAUCUGUUUGUUUAUUUCUUGCUCUUCGCAUUUUUAUUUUUCUAGUUUGAUUUUUUUUUUUUUUUUUUCAUAUGGGCAAUAUAUAAUACAAAUCACUUUUACAAAUCUUACUGUCACUUUUUCCAUACAAAUAAAAGAUGCAUUUUCUACUA